CCCCCCUCCUACCCCACCCCCACAAUAUAAAUCCACUUCAAAGAAAUUCUUGAAUUUGUUCAGUUUUUCUGAAAUCAAGAAUGAUGGGUAAUAGAGAUCUGGAGAGGGAAGGUGGAACAAAACCAAUAAAUGGGAGUUACCAACCACCCCCCACAACAGCAGCACCUUAUUAUAUGGAAAAUUCUGAAUCACAGUGGACUUCUUGGCUAGUCCCUAUGAUUGUUGUAGCCAAUGUAGCUAUGUUUAUUGUCGUCAUGUUUGUUAACAAUUGCCCAAGUAAUAUCAAUAAUUUUGGCAGUGGUGGACGACGCCAGUGUGUUGCCAGGUUUCUUGGGAGGCUUUCUUUUCAACCUCUUCAAGAUAAUCCACUUUUUGGACCCUCUGCAUCCACACUACAAAAUUUGGGAGCUCUAGAAUGGGAUAAAGUAGUCCACGGACAUCAGGGCUGGAGGCUUUUCACUUGUAUCUGGUUACAUGCUGGUGUUGUUCAUCUGCUUGCCAACAUGUUGAGUUUGGUAUUCAUUGGAAUUCGCCUUGAGCAGCAGUUUGGAUUUGUCCGGGUAGGGAUUAUCUACCUUUUGUCAGGAAUUGGUGGGAGUGUUCUUUCUUGCCUUUUCAUUCAACGUAGCAUCUCCGUUGGAGCUUCUGGUGCUCUAUUUGGACUUCUCGGAGCAAUGUUAUCGGAGCUGCUUACUAACUGGAGUAUAUAUACCAAUAAGGCUGCAGCUCUUAUCACUCUCAUUAUCAUCAUCGCGAUUAACUUAGCUGUUGGUCUUCUUCCUCACGUCGAUAACUAUGCCCAUAUUGGAGGUUUCAUGAGUGGUUUCCUUCUUGGCUUUGUUCUGCUACUACGACCUCAGUUUGGUUGGCUCGAAAGGCAACAUCUUCCAGCUGAAGGUCGCCUCAAGUCCAAGUUCAAAGCUUACCAAUACGUCCUCCUGCUGAUUGCCUCGAUUUUGUUGAUUGUCGGAUUCACAGUGGGAUUGGUGAUGUUAUUUAGAGGUGUGAAGGCAAAUGAGCAUUGCGAUUGGUGUCGUUAUUUAAGCUGUUUGCGUACAUCAAGAUGGAGUUGUUAAAAUUAACUGAAGAGCUUUAUGUGAUUCUGUCGUUCUUUUUACAUAUAGACAAAAAAACAUAUUUUGUUCAUAUGCUACUAUUAUAUUACUUUUAUAUGUAUAGUGAUUGUUGGUUUUGUAAUUUGUGGUAUGGAUUAUAUAUUGUAAAUCUCUAUACUAUUUGCAUUGGAUCUA
Messenger RNA from Solanum tuberosum (potato), 1250 nucleotides. RefSeq names its product RHOMBOID-like protein 2. Gene Ontology annotation, molecular function: serine-type endopeptidase activity. The coding region runs from base 81 to 1076 and encodes 331 amino acids. The transcript is spliced from 5 exons. The record is from RefSeq and is a predicted model, not a curated record. Gene Ontology annotation, biological process: proteolysis. Gene Ontology annotation, cellular component: membrane. Lineage: Eukaryota; Viridiplantae; Streptophyta; Magnoliopsida; Solanales; Solanaceae.